AUGUCAGCAGGACCUAUUUUGGAGAGGAAUCAAGAUGCCACAAUUUACGUUGGUGGUUUGGAUGAAAAAGUGACUGACGCAAUUUUAUGGGAGUUGUUUGUUCAAGCAGGGCCGGUUGUAUCAGUGAAUAUGCCGAAAGACCGAGUGACAAGCUCACAUCAAGGUUUCGGUUUUAUUGAAUUCAUGGGUGAAGAAGAUGCUGAUUAUGCAAUUAAGAUCAUGAACAUGAUAAAAUUGUAUGGGAAGCCUAUAAAGGUAAAUAAGGCGUCCGCUCAUGAAAAAAAUAUGGAUGUUGGCGCAAACGUAUUCGUUGGUAAUCUGGACCCUGAAGUGGAUGAGAAAUUACUUUUUGAUACAUUUAGUGCAUUUGGAGUUAUUUUACAGGUUCCGAAAAUAAUGCGUGAUGCUGAAACGGGUAACAGUAAAGGUUUUGCAUUUGUGAAUUUUGCAUCUUUUGAAGCAUCAGAUUCAGCUAUUGAAGCAAUGAAUGGACAAUUUCUUUGCAAUCGAGCUAUCACUGUGAGUUAUGCAUUCAAAAAAGAUACAAAGGGUGAACGACACGGUACUGCUGCUGAACGAAUGCUAGCUGCACAGAAUCCUUUGUUUCCUUCAGACAAACCAAAUCAGAUAUUCUCUGAUGGAAAAUUGCCUCUUGCACCUGUACUUCAUCCACCACCACCAGGUCCUCCAAUACCUCCACCGAUGAUCCAGCCAAUGGCCGGACCACCGCCUGCAAUCUUUCCACCACCUCCACCACCUAUGCCUACACCUGGUGCAACACCGAUUCCACCACCACCUCCACCACCUGCUCCACCAACACCGCUUGGUACCCCUAGACCACCGCCGCCAAUGAGUGCGCCGUUACCAAUGUGGGGAAUGCCACCACCACCACCGAUAACACCAGGAAUGCGACCGCCAGCAACACCGACACCGACGCCACCUCCACCACCUCCUCCGAGGGGUUUCCCUCGAAUGCCUCCACCGUUUCCUCCUAUGCAAGGUCGCGCAUCAUUCCCUCCGCCACCGCCUCCUUCAGUACGAAUGAUGCGUCCUCCUCCGCCUCCCAUCAUGCGCCCUUCUAGACCACCACCUCCUCCAACAUCUGCUCCCGUCUCCACAUCGUCAUAA
Molecule: messenger RNA, 1128 nt
Organism: Brugia malayi
Lineage: Eukaryota; Metazoa; Nematoda; Chromadorea; Rhabditida; Onchocercidae
Gene: Bma-sap-49
Exons: 7
Coding region: 1-1128 (375 amino acids)
Biological process (GO): positive regulation of mRNA splicing, via spliceosome
Cellular component (GO): U12-type spliceosomal complex; nucleolus
Molecular function (GO): RNA binding
Source: RefSeq, a predicted model, not a curated record